Messenger RNA from Dromiciops gliroides (monito del monte), 273 nucleotides. Its product is annotated as high mobility group protein HMG-I/HMG-Y-like. Gene Ontology annotation, cellular component: chromatin; nucleus. The transcript has a single exon. The coding region runs from base 1 to 273 and encodes 90 amino acids. Lineage: Eukaryota; Metazoa; Chordata; Mammalia; Microbiotheria; Microbiotheriidae. The record is from RefSeq and is a predicted model, not a curated record. Gene Ontology annotation, biological process: regulation of DNA-templated transcription. Gene Ontology annotation, molecular function: DNA binding; transcription coregulator activity.
AUGAGUGAAUCUAGUUCAAGGUCCAGCCAGCCUCUGGCCUCCAAACUGGAGAAAGAUGGGUCUGAGAAGAGAGGGCGGGGCCGACCCCGGAAACAACCUCCAAAGGAACCCAGUGAGGCACCAACUCCCAAGAGACCUCGGGGCCCACCGAAGGGGAGUCAGAACGAGGGGGCUGCAAAAGGCCGGAAAACCACCGCUGCACCAGGGAGCAAACCAAGAGGAGAAAGAAGAGGAAGAGGGAUAUCCCAGGAGUCUUUGCAGGAGGAGCAGUGA